Polypterus senegalus (gray bichir) is the source of this 3373-nucleotide messenger RNA. RefSeq names its product Usher syndrome 2A (autosomal recessive, mild) (gene ush2a). NCBI's taxonomy places the organism in Eukaryota, Metazoa, Chordata, Cladistia, Polypteriformes, Polypteridae. The transcript has 10 exons. Bases 1458 to 2351 code for a protein of 297 amino acids. The record is from RefSeq and is a predicted model, not a curated record.
AUUGCUUCAUUUGUUAAUGUACGACCUUGUCUGCUGUCGGGGUCUUAUUCAGCUCACGAGACGGAGCUCUCCACUGUCAUUUCUGGCGAUCACUCACCAGGAUUUCUCCACCCCUUUGUGCAGAGAGAAGGUCCUCUUAAAGGUCCCCCUCAAACGAGGCCGAAGAGCAGCAGAAAUCCACACUUGAGCGUCGCGCUGGGGGUCCACCGCCGUUUACGGCACAGAGCUCCAUUUCAAUUGUCAUUUCUGGCCUUUCUUCGCCAUUUUUACCUCCAGUUGCCCUGCGAGUCUGCAUGAAUGACCACACGUGUGGAGUAAAAGAGACGAGCGUGUGCAGACGUCAACUCCACGAGCAAUAAAGCAGUGCGUAGUGAGGCCAAGUCAGGCAGAGCGGGCUUCUUUGGGCAGGGGGUCUCUCUGCAAUGUUGCCAGGGAUCUCGCAGCGACUGCCAUGCCGGUGACAAGUUGGAAUGAAAGAGGAGCUGCUUGUCUUUACUUGGUCUGACGGCCCCUUGGAAUUUAUCAAUGUGUCAAACGCGCUCCAGCCAAACAUUGCACAUGAAUAUCGAGUGAGAGCCCGCAACGCCAGGGGAUCUGCGGACAGCUUGUGGUUGUCAACACAAACCCUGGAAGCACCGCCACAGGGCAUGGCAGCCCCCUCAGCUCAGACCACCGGUGCCUCAACUGGACACAGCCGGCGUCUCCUACUGGGAUCGUAGCUCAUUAUGCUGUGGUCUAUGAGGUACCAAGAAAUUAUACAGCAACACCUGCUAAUUCUACCCCAGACGUUAAGCGUUCAUCAGAACCUAAAAUUUGGAAAUAUGGGCAAGCAUUAGAGGAUCAGGGCUUCAUCAAAGUGAACAGGGAUAGGAUUCUGUGUCCGUCUCCCCUCGGCCUGCGUGCUCUCUUUGUUCUGGACAAUAGGCGUAAAUUAUUCAGCGGCAAGUCAUCCGACACCGGCUCCAACACAGCCGAUCUGUUUAAUGCAGCUGAUGGCAGCCCAAGGCAGACCCCGUCGAAGGCGUUCACUGUGCGAGUCAAAUAUGGAGUAAGAAAUGCCAUGGAGGUGCUGAAAUCGACAGCUGGGAGCAGGAACAGGAGCGAGACCACCAUCUUCUGUUGCUGCCUUUCAUGACGUCCACAGCCACCCCAAGAGAUUACAGGGGUCCGCCAUCUUUACGUGACACAAGAAUCAAAACAAAAGGCAAGAGAAGCCGACCUGACAAGCUCUUCAGCUCCCAGAGAAGGGACCCGGCCCUGAAAGGUGUGAGCUUGUGAUCCACAGCAUCCAGACUUUCCUGAGCGCUGUACUCCUGGAUCUCCAGAAGUGAAACAUUUUGGAAAAGCACUGACUUUUAAUUCUACUGGCCUUCAGCCAUAUACAACUUACAGCAUCCAAGUUAUCAGUCACAACUCAGCCGGAAAUUAAAGGAUCUCAAUGGAUCAACUUUACCACAAUGAAGGAAGCACCGCAGUACCGAGCGCCUUUCAGCGUCAUCAGUAACCUGACCACCAUCUACCUGGACUGGAGUCACUCCUUUGUCCUCAACGGGGAGCUGAAGGAGUACAUUCUGACCGAGAAUGCCGUCUGGCUGUACAGCGGCCUGCGCAGCAGCCUUCACCUGCCGAGAACUUCGGACAAAACACUGAAGUUCCAAGUGACAUGCAUCACAGACACUGGAAAAGUCAGCACCCCGGUGAUCAAAUACAACGCGGCAACUGGAAUCGGUCCUGUGGAAUCGUCACCUGGAGGGAAGACUGGCAUGCAAGGGGUGAAAACGAAGUUCUACACGGAGCUUUGGUUCAUCAUCCUGAUGGCCGUCCUGGGACUCAUUCUGCUCGCCAUCUUCAUUGCCCUGCUGCUACAGAAAGUUCUGAGUAAAGCUCCCUUUGUAAGAGAGAGGCCACCCUUGGUGCCACUUCAGAAAAGAGCACCCGCAAUCAGCGUUUACCCACCAAGUGACACUGGCAUGUUUGACUCUGUUCCGGAAAUAUCAGCAUCUUCGAGUAGUGUAACCCUUAAAAGCUUUACACUACACCUGGAGGGAUUGACGGACCCCAAGUCUGCUGCGGCCAGACGCCAUGGCGGUAACAGCGGGGAUCGACGCAUGUCAGUUAUUCAUGUGCCAAGUGAAAGCCAGCUAAGCCGCGUCUACUCACAGAGUUCCCUUCAUCGUAGUGUCAGUGAGCUCAUCCAUGACAAGAAGUCUCUCAUCGAAGACUCUGUGUGGGACAACAUUGGGCAGAACCACAGCGCCAAGCUUUUUGAAGAUGAAGACUUCAUCGAUUCCAUCAAAGGUUUCAGCACCGUGAGGAAGGAGCACACGAUGUUCACCGACACUAACUUGUAGACGUCACAGUUUCUCUGACAGCAGACUGGAACACGUAACCUUCUGAAAAUGGAAACGUGUUGAACUUUAACAGCUUUAAGUGAUAGCAAACAAAUUAAACAUUCUGGAUGUUAUUUUUGUGCAUAGAUUAAGUAAAUCGAGUUGAAUUUAUGCCAAACCAUCACCCAGACUCUCUUCUUUAUCGUAGUCUGCCUCGGCUCUUUGGUGCUUCUUCCUCUUUUCUUGUACUCUGGUUGGUUUUCAUCCACUGUUACUCCUGCUCAACCAUCAUGCUGCCCAUUACAAUUAUCCUAACGCUGUAAUCUGGAAGCAGGUGAUGAUGCCAUUCAAAGCAGCCAACUGCAUGGACUGCUAAAUCAUACUGCUGGUGGUAUGCGUGGCACGGCCGAUUGUAUUUUUGUCACUUUCUUCUGACAGCUCAAAAUCGGAGCAGGCAAUACAGAAAACAUCUUCUGCAGAGGACUCGUCUGGACAAGUAUUUGAUGGCUGACCAUAAAUGCAAUCAACUCCAUUUAUCUCAUGGUCUUCACCGCCUUAUCGUGGAUAAACACAAACCAGUGAAUUCCUUCUACGCAUUAACAAGAACAGGCCUUUUCGCCCAACACAGCUCACCAUUCUGUGAAAUAAUGAAGUCGAUAUGUGAAGGUCCCUACAGUCCUACCGUCUAUGACUCUCCGUGGUUACGUAUUCCUUGUGUCUGUGCUUCUCUGUGUGGAUGAAAACUUCCUAACAUUUGUGUGAACAAGAUUCCAAAUGUGUUCUUAUUGAACUCAUCUGAAAGUCCCAGCAUGGACUCACUUUGUGACGACUUUUGUCGAAACCCACCUUGAAAAUGCCAAUAUUGCACUUUCUGCUACAUUUUCUUUGCAGAGUGAAGAAGAAAUAAACAAAUGAGGCUAAGAUUUUAUUAUGGUAAGCAGACGUGUUCAGCUGGCAGGCAGCACAAUGUUCCUUUCUUUAUGUAUUGUUUGUAGAGCAGUCUAAGACUAAACACGUGAAUACAACAGAAACGUCGUUUUUAA